Messenger RNA from Xyrichtys novacula (pearly razorfish), 6586 nucleotides. The record is from the annotation of a GenBank genome assembly. NCBI's taxonomy places the organism in Eukaryota, Metazoa, Chordata, Actinopteri, Labriformes, Labridae.
CUCCCCCUCGGCCUCAGGAAAUAGGCAUACCCAGAAUCAUUUGCCCCGCCCAGGCUUGCAGGAGAACCAAGAGGACGUCAGCCUACCUGUCAGUUGCAGUCAUUUCUAAAUCCAUGAGAAUCGGUUCUGUUUCGGUGAGACCCCUGUCCUGACAGGAGGGAAUAUCUUGAGUCGUUUACAGUGUUUGUUUCAGCAUGGACAGCGAGGGGAGAAAAGUAGUGGUCUGUGACAAUGGGACAGGGGUAAGUCAAUGGUCGAAAGUGUCUAUGUUGUUUUAUACAGAAUGCUUGCCCGCUCUUUAACAGCUUUGCUUCUUCUUUACAGUGGAAUCAAGCGUCUUAUCAAAAAGAUAUUGCAAUGAUUUUUGAUGCAAACAUACACCAGAUGUGUAACAGAACUGCAUUUCAGUUGGUAGAAGUUUACCUCUGGAUCAACUCAAAUCUGCAGGGUGUGAAUCUGUGCUGCAUACUCCUGCCUGAUCCCACAUCUGUCUGGACUUGUUGCUCUGCCUCUAAGGUGCACACACCGCCAUAAAAGGCUGUGAUGCUUUGAACUGAGUAGCAAUUGGAUAAACAGUAGGAAGAGACAUUAGGGGAACUAAAAGGUCAUGAGUGCAUCUUUAGUUCUGAUUGUGGCAUUUAAAUGUUCAACUCUAUGCGUUGUAGUCAGAAUCGACAUGAGAUAUGAACCACACCUGUAUUCAUGGGCCAGCUGGGUCUAUAUUUUACCCUUUUGCUUGGAAUGCAUUGUAUCCCUGCAGGCUAAGGAAUGUGCACGGUGGUCACAAAAACAUGUUGAGACACUGCAGUAUGAGCUGAAGUCAUGGCAGGCAGAGGAUGAGACAGUGUGUGGGGAACUGCAUCUGAAAGCUUCGCAACAUGUAUUUCUCUGUGCUGGCGAACGAGUGAUCCCACAUGAUGUCAAAAGAGUGAUAGAAUAAAAAUAAAUAAAUCAGAAGAAUUGUAUAAAUGCAUACUAAUGAUAAACUCUGGAGAAUUUCCAAGUAUGCAGACCAAGCCAAGUGUAGGGAUUCACAGAAAUGAUCCACACAAGUGAUUAUGAAAGAAUACAAUCAAUUCACAUGGUUCAAUUUAUGGCUACGAAAGUAAAUGCUCAGUUUUAUUUGACUCACAAAAAUGAGAACUUAAAAAAACCUAAGUCCUACUUCCUAUUUCAGUUCGUCAAGUGUGGUUUUGCCGGAUCCAACUUCCCCGAACACAUCUUUCCGGCCAUGGUGGGUCGACCAAUCAUACGAUCGACCACCAAAGUGGGCAACAUUGAAAUAAAGGUAAGGUUAUAUUAAGCAAAAAGACGACCCCCUCUCUAUUCUCUUUCACUAAACCAUGGUGGCCGAAACCAAUGUACCACCAUUCCUCAAUACAUCUAUAUGUAUUGGAUAUUGAGAGAAAAUUGAUGAUAGUAUUCAGCUUUUUGUUUGAAGACGUUGACUUCAUUGUUAGUCAUGAUUUUCAGUCUAGUAAAAGCAACAUUUACCAUCAAAUUUAAAGAUAUCUAAAUAAAUCUCCUUAAUCUCCUUACUCUUUUACCUUGUUUAAAUUUAGACUACAGGACUUUUACUCAGAGUGGGAUGUAUUUCACAGUGUGCCAUUGGUUUCCCUAAUUAAAGGAUCUCAUUACUCCCACAUCCACUGUCACCAUGUGGUUGUAUUCUAUUUAAAGCAAAGUGACUGACAGUCUGUUGUGUCUAGACGCACACUGUAAGACUUGCUCAGCUCAUUAAACACCUGACCUACUGUACCUCCUCUCCUUUACAGUAAGUGCUUUACACCUGCAGCAACACGGUUCAGUUUAAGGACGGAUCAAUCAGACGCUUGUCCUUAUCAAACAGCAAACUGUUAGACAUUUCAAAGAAUGACAGAGAGACAAAUGUUGAUAUUAAUGUAAAAAAAUAAGUCAAUUAUAAUACGAAUUUAUCAACACGUACAAAGGCAAACAUUGACGGCAGCCACAAAUGGGAUAAACAUUUCUUUCUAACGCAGGACUUUAAUAAAUAAUAAAAUAAAGUUUUUCAGUCCUUAUAAAGAUUGAUUUUCUACAAUAAUCACCAGGACCUGAUGGUGGGUGAUGAGGCCAGCGAAUGUCGCUCCUUACUGGAGGUGUCCUAUCCCAUGGAAAACGGCAUGGUGCGCUGCUGGGACGACAUGCUCCACCUGUGGGACCACACCUUUGGCCCUGACCGCCUGGACAUCGACCCGAAAGAGUGCAAGGUGGGAACAUAGAAGCCCCAGUGUUGUAGUGUUUGUGUUUUUAUAAAUUGGAAUAAAAAAUGUAAAGAGGGAGUUUUAUUACUGCUGUUAAAUUUUCUUUGACACUAGCAAAACCCACUUUAAAAUAAGAGUACAUCUGUGUUUAAUCUGAAUUUUUCCUUCUCCAAGAUCUUGCUGACUGAGCCGCCCAUGAAUCCCACCAAGAACCGAGAGAAGAUCACAGAGGUCAUGUUCGAGAAGUACCAGUUCCACAGCAUUUAUGUGGCAAUUCAGGCUGUGCUGACUUUGUACGCUCAAGGUAUCACAUCGAAACUCAACCUUCUCAUCUUUACACCGUGUGCUAUGUUAAAUCUGAUUAUUUGAUUAUUUGAUCUGUGUUCUGUUUGCAGGUUUGCUGACAGGUGUAGUCAUCGACUCAGGGGAUGGUGUCACCCACAUCUGUCCGGUGUAUGAGGGCUACUCUUUGCCCCACCUCACACGCAGGUUGGACAUCGCAGGACGUGAUAUCACACGCUACCUCAUAAAAGUGAGACUCGGUUGUACCUGGAAAAUAUGGGAAACCUCUGUUCCUUUAUCUGUUCCUAAACCUGCAUGAAAGGAUAAAUGACAAAAUCUGGAUUGGUGUAUAUUUAGAUUUUUAUUUUCCUGUAAUUAGCUCCUGCUUCUCCGGGGCUACGCCUUCAACCACACGGCUGACUUUGAGACUGUUCGUAUGCUGAAAGAGAAGCUCUGCUAUGUGGGGUACAACAUCGAACAGGAACAACGCCUAGCUACAGAGACUACCGUUCUGGUGGAGACGUUCAUGGUAUGUUGUGGGAGGGAAACGAUUUACAAAAGGGGUAGAAAAGAGUCUGUGCCAAAACACAUUAAAGUUGGGCAAUGUUCUGCUCAAUUUGUGAUGUCACCAAUUGCGAAUCCACCUUAAAGAACAUAAUAAACAUAGCAUUUACCCGACAGAAACGUUCCUUUGUUUGCUCUGGAUUUAUUUGUCCCUUUCCAAAGUCAGAUUUGGCGUCCAAAAUGUAUGACCAUAGAAUUUGUCAAAAACAAAACAAAGAAACACAACUUUGUAGCUUGGCAACAGUGGGGGAGGCUUCUAGAGGGCUGAGCUGGAGUAACCAAAAUGAAUCACUUCCGACAAAGUCUGAAUUUAGGAAUCUUGUAAAGCUACCACAAACCACAAUAAUCCCCCACUUUGGCCAUGUUCACACUGCAGGUCAAUUCCGAUUUUUUAACCAUAUGUGACACAUAUCUGAUUUUUUCAUCUAAGUGUGUCAUUUUCCAAAAAAACACUUGUAUAAGAAUUAGCACAUCAAGAACUAGCCAUAAUGACAGACAGCAUGUCUGGGAAAAAUGUAUUUGAUGUGAAAUUUGAUUUUAAAGUUUGACAUAUGUCCCAUCUGUUUACAUGGAGCCAAGCUUAACGGCCUGUCAGACAGCAGGGGAGCUAUUUCAUUGGCCCCCUCCUGCUUUCACCAAUCUUAGAUAUUAAAAAUUACAAUAUAAAAGUUGCCAAUCUUGUCACUAAUGAUUUUAUCGGCUUGUGUAGAUUAUAAAUAUGAAUUUUAGUCGAUUUCAUUACAUUAAAAACUCCCCACUGGAGCUUUAAAUCUGAAAUGUUUAGAUUUUCAUUGGUCUGAUUUCUUCCUAUGAUGCAGCUUCCAGACGGGCGGCAGGUGAAAGUGGGAGGUGAGAGAUUCGGAGCCCCUGAAGCUCUCUUCCAGCCUCAUCUCAUCAACAUUGAGGGGGCAGGAGUGGCUGAGCUGCUGUUCAACACCAUCCAGGCUGCAGACAUUGACCUCAGGUCUGAGUCUGCCCACUUCUGUCUUUACUAAUGCCUUUUUAAAUACUGUAUUUACACACAAAGCACAUCAUUUCUCACCCUGUUAUAUUACCUUUGUGUUCAGGCCAGAUUUCUAUAAGCACAUCGUCCUGUCGGGAGGGACCACCAUGUACCCUGGCCUUCCAUCGAGGCUGGAGAGAGAAAUCAAGCAGCUGUACCUGGAGAGAGUGCUGGAUGGAGACACACAGAAACUAUCGGUAAGAAGUGCUUCAGUGUAGAGAGAUACAGAGGAGCUUAACUCUUUUAUAAUCUGCAAUUUAAAAAUACAGGACGUUAAAUAAGAUGUUGCACAACUCUUGAUACGCUUUGAUACCUUUAAAUACAUUUGAUAACCCUUUGAAAUAGCAAUAUAAUCUGUAGCAUCACCCUUAAAGCUUUAAUUAUAUGUUUUCCACUAAUAUGAUAAAUCUUACAAAGAAAUGAUGUAAUAUUCUUUUAAAGUCCUUGUAAAGUUAAUACAUUUUUGGAAAAGGAGACCCACUGGUUUACACAGUCUUUAGGAUUAUGAUUGAAAAUAGGUGGAUGAUAAACUGUUGAAAAGGUUCAAUCACAGGAGAGUUUGGUUAAAUUUAAGACAAAUUUAAGUAUAAAAAUAGCCGAGGUAUCCUAAGCUAUCUGACUUAUAGCUUUAUCUAAGAUAUCUGGCCCAAUCCAAGGUUUUAAAAAAUUAAAAAAUAGGGAAUGCUUUAAGAGUCACUACCAUUAAUAACACACUGCUUCACACUCAGUUUUACUUAAAGCUCCUGUGAGGACUUUCAGAGUGGUCUACUGUGUCUUAAAAAGUUAACAAAACCAUUAAAAUGAAGAGUCUCUGUUCCUAUAAAUUGAUUUUUAGUGUCGAAACAGCUGGCGGGGAGUGGUUGUCAGAUUAUUUGUCAAGAACACCAACUAUUCGUCCGAAGUGCAAAGACAACUUUGUCCACAGGAGGCGCCAAAAUCAACACAGACCUAAAAUUCCUUACAGGAGUUUAAAACAUGCAAAUUUUACAAAAGGGUUGGAUGCUUGUUUUCUAGUCGGUACAUUUUUAGUGAGCCUGUUUAUGCUAGCAUAGAUUGGAAUCAAAUUUGGUAUCACAGUUACAAUUAAGCAAUGUUGUAUAAAGCGAGUUAGGCUAGCUAGCUCUGGUGCUAGCCAACUUCAGGUUUGCAAAGCCCUGGUUUUUUCCAGCCCAACCUAUCUGGCUCCAGAUACCCCAAAACAGCUGUUAUCAUGGUUAUCAUACUAUCAUAAUUCUAUGCAAAUAUUAAGGUCCUUUCACACCGCGACCGUUUUUGUCGCGUGAUAAAUUUUUUCAAACCUGUAUCCUGUCAAUACAAGCGUUCACAUCAGCGACGUUUUCCCGUCCUGCGAUAUUGCGGCAUUUAUUUUUUCGGAUCACGGUCGAUUUUUCUAAAGUUUUGCAUACUGUGUGUCCACUUCUGACCAAUCAGAUUUCGUGUUGUUGCGAUGUUAGAUUCACCGGUAUAUCCAACAUGGCCGACCGGCUGAUUGUUUACGUGUCGGAGAACAGAGUGCGUUUUGAUAAAAGACACAAACACUACAAAGAUAAUGACCCGAAGGACAACAUAGUGUUGGAUUUCUCAUAUGACGAUGGUUUUUGUGCUUUAACAGUUUGCUAAAUGUCUUUGUUUUAACUUUCAUCUGUGCUAAAGUAUGCUAACGGUUGUUACCAUAGUUUCAUGUGCUUAUUUUAUCACCUUUGAUUGGCUAUAAGUCCUGACUGUUUGGCUGCGUCUUUUCCCCCCGAAAGUCACAAAAUUGCAUCGGGCUUGAUAUGUACAGUCAGGCCUGUCAAAAUUCACCUCCAAAUAUUUCGUAAUUUCGUGUUCUAUAUCCGCGUCGGCCCCGGUGUGUAAGGACCUUAAGGGUGAUAAUAGCAUAAACAUGUACACUGAAUAUUUGCCUCUUUUCCGUCACUUUCGUAGAAGUUUAAGAUCCGCAUCGAGGACCCUCCCCGGCGUAAACACAUGGUGUUCCUGGGCGGAGCCGUGCUGGCCAACAUCAUGAAAGACAAGGACACCUUCUGGCUGUCGAAGCAGGAGUACGACGAGAAAGGCCUGGGCGUGCUGCAGAAACUGGGAGGUGGAGUCAGAUAAAAUUGACGUAAAAACACAGAUAUCUUAAACAUUUUUGGAGCAUCUUUUCAACCCCCUCCCAAUGGCCAAAUUACCGUAAAUACCUGAAUAUUCGGGACCUAUUGAAUCAACAGGAUAUUUUUUAUAGAGUGAUAGAGAAAUUGGUUGUAUUUUAGUGUUUUCAGAGAUAGCUAAUCUCAAACCUUGCAGUGAAUUUAAGGGACUUUAUGCAACCGGAUUAUAGCGACUGAAAAUGUAAAACUGUUGAGGGAACAUGGUUGUUGUUUAUGGAAUAAAGUCCAACUGUGAGAGGAGUCAUUUCUGUCUCAGAGCCUUAAAAUAAAUCUUCUCCGACAUGCUAAUAAACAUUUUAAAAAAGGUGUCAGAUAUGCUUUUUUGACAUUUAAAUAAAUCAAUUGCAAACCUUGACCAAAUAAAA